AGGGUCAAGAGGCAUAUUCUCUCUUUCAAGCUCCGACUUUUCCUUUAAAAUUAAAUUUAAAAACUUAUUUUUUUCUCAAAAAAAGUCGACAGUCGACCCAUAAUCGUUCUCUCAACGCGAGUUUUCUCUCUCUAGAAUCUCGAUUUUUCGUCUUCGUUUUACAGAGUCGCCGCCGUCGUUUAGAACCAACAGAACCGAAGAUGCAUUCCAGUCACUUGCUUCUCGAGGAGCCUAUUAGGAUGGCUUCGAUCCUCGAACCAUCUAAGGCUAGUUUUUUCCCUGCAAUGACGAAAAUUGUGGGCACACUUGGUCCUAAAUCUCGAUCGGUGGAUGUUAUUUCUGGCUGCCUUAAAGCUGGAAUGUCCGUGGCUCGAUUCGAUUUCUCGUGGGGCGACCCUGAAUACCACCAAGAGACUCUGGAGAACUUAAAGGCUUCUGUCAAGCUUACUAAGAAGCUCUGCGCUGUUAUGUUGGAUACCGUGGGCGCUGAGUUGCAGGUGGUGAACAAAAGCGAAAAGGCCAUCUCACUUGAGGCAGAUGCUUUGGUUGUUCUGACACCUGAUCAGGACCAAGAAGCCUCCUCAGCGGUGUUGCCCAUUAAUUUUGAUGGACUUUCAAAGUCAGUGAAGAAAGGCGAUACAAUUUUUCUAGGCCAGUAUCUUUUCACUGGAAGUGAAACUACUUCUGUAUGGUUGGAGGUUGAAGAGGUGAAGGGGUGUGAUGUUGUUUGCAUAGUAAAGAACUCUGCAACGUUGGCGGGUGCACUGUUUACCCUGCAUGCUUCACAAGUCCAUAUAGAUAUGCCUACCCUCUCUGUUAAAGAUAAGGAGGUCAUAAGUACUUGGGGACUAAAAAACAAGAUUGACUUCCUCUCUUUGUCCUAUACCCGUCAUGCAGAAGAUGUUCGCCGAGCCCGGGAAUUCCUUUCUAAGUUGGGUGACCUCCACCAGACUCAAAUUUUUGCUAAAAUAGAAAACAUUGAGGGAUUAACUCACUUUGAUGAGAUUCUACAAGAAGCUGAUGGAAUUAUCCUUUCUCGAGGAAAUUUGGGAAUUGAUCUUCCACCGGAGAAGGUCUUUUUGUUUCAAAAGGCUGCCCUUUACAAAUGUAAUAUGGCUGGAAAGCCUGCAGUGGUAACUCGUGUUGUUGAUAGUAUGACCGACAACUUGAGACCUACUCGUGCAGAGGCAACUGAUGUUGCAAAUGCUGUUCUGGAUGGAAGUGAUGCCAUUCUUCUGGGUGCUGAGACUUUACGUGGUUUAUACCCUGUAGAGACCAUCUCAACUGUUGGUAAAAUCUGUGCUGAGGCGGAGAAGGUUUUCAAUCAGGACUUGUAUUUCAAGCGAACUACUAAAUAUGUUGGAGAACCAAUGACGCAUUUGGAAUCUAUUGCUUCCUCCGCGGUACGGGCAGCAAUUAAGGUGAAAGCCUCUGUAAUUAUAUGCUUUACAUCAUCAGGAAGGGCUGCAAGAUUGAUAGCCAAGUACAGGCCAACAAUGCCAGUUCUAUCAGUUGUUGUCCCCCGUCUUAAGACAAAUCAACUGAAGUGGAGCUUCAGUGGGGCCUUUGAGGCAAGGCAAUCUCUUAUAGUCAGAGGUCUUUUCCCCAUGCUCGCUGACCCAAGUCAUCCUGCCGAGUCAACGAGUGCAACAAACGAGUCAGUUUUGAAGGUUGCCCUCGCACAUGGAAAGUCAGCCGGAGUCAUCAAGUCGCAUGACCGAGUUGUUGUUUGCCAGAAAGUUGGUGAUGCGUCGGUUGUCAAGAUUAUUGAGCUUGAAGAUUAGAAGAGCCUCUUGUUCGGUUUUUUGGUUUUUUGUUCUUCCCCACCUAAUUUUUGGAACUUAGUGUCCCCAGGUUUUGGCCAAACCCAGCGCUGCUUGAAUAUUUAACUUGAAUUUAGAAUUUUUCCUGAGGGUAUUUAUCAUUAUUGAUUCAACAUUACCAGUCAACAAUGUCCAUUUUGACCCCUUUUUUGGGUUUAGCUUUCCACAGUAUUUCAUGGUAAUGAUAAACGCCCAUAUGAUAUAGUUUUUCAAGUAAUUUAAAAGCAAAAUAAUGAAGCUACGUCGACCAUGCCUUGUUCUU
This is a messenger RNA of Humulus lupulus (European hop), 2085 nucleotides long. RefSeq names its product pyruvate kinase 1, cytosolic. Gene Ontology annotation, biological process: glycolytic process. Gene Ontology annotation, molecular function: magnesium ion binding; potassium ion binding; pyruvate kinase activity. The coding region runs from base 201 to 1784 and encodes 527 amino acids. The record is from RefSeq and is a predicted model, not a curated record. Gene Ontology annotation, cellular component: cytoplasm. The transcript has 16 exons. NCBI's taxonomy places the organism in Eukaryota, Viridiplantae, Streptophyta, Magnoliopsida, Rosales, Cannabaceae.